Messenger RNA from Linum tenue, 2162 nucleotides. The record is from the annotation of a GenBank genome assembly. NCBI's taxonomy places the organism in Eukaryota, Viridiplantae, Streptophyta, Magnoliopsida, Malpighiales, Linaceae.
CAAAUCUAUAUGACCCUUUUGGUCCAUUAGCCCAAGUUUACCUCUCCCUAGGUGGCCUCGUCUUCUUCAUUCAAUCCCAAACUUCGCACAGAAACCCAGUGGAAGUCGAACAAACCAGAAACCGAAAACCCCAAAUCCCAUGCCAUAGGUCUGGACCCUAAAUUCCUCGUCUUUCUCCAUUUCAAUUCCGCGUUUUAAGUUCCCAUUUCCCAAUCUUGAUUCCUCUUCUCGUCCCUGCCAUGCCAAGAAAGCAGUUGUCUUUCACUCUCGGCCGCCCACGGAGCUUAUCAUCUCGUCUGCAAUUCUCGAACUAGUCAUCUUCUCUGUGGCUCCACAAAAAUUGGGGGGGUCGUCACCGUAACUGAUGUUCAGGAACAGCAACAUUACUGCUCGGCUUUUCGACCGCCAAAUCUCAGCUCCUGCUCCUGGAACUAGUGUUAACUGCAAUAGAAGAUUUUAUGAGAAUUUAGUCCCGAGUCAUACCAUCUAUGAUGUUGAGUGCCCGGAUCUUUCAUUCUGUAAAUUUACUCAUGAUGGUCGAUACCUCAUCACCUUUAGUAGGAACCACCAGGAUCUAAUAGUAUACAGGCCGACAUGGUUGUCGUAUUCGUGCGAAGGAGAAGUUUGUGAUCUACCCUCGAAAGCGAGGAGGUUUGAGAGUUUCUUCACCCAACUGUACAGUGUCACGCUUGCUUCGUCGGGCACUGAUGUUAUAUGUAAAGAAUUUUUCCUUUACAUGGAGGGUAACCAGUUUGGCAUCUUUGCUACAUCUACAACACAAAUUCAGGACACUCCAGCUAUUGGAGGUGCUAUUCAGGGAGUCCCUUCUUUUGAGAGGAUUGCAUUUCAUCUCUUGAGAUUGGAAGAUGGAAUAGUACUUGAUGAGAAGGUCUUUCAGAACGAUUAUGUUAAUUUGAACCAUGACAUGGGUGUCUUGUAUGAUGAUCUACUAGCAAUAGUGUCGAUUCGCUAUCAAAGGAUACAGAUUCUCCAGAUCAGGGAAUCUGGCCACCUUGUUGAUGUUCGUGCUUUAGGUGCAUUCUGUUACGAAGAUGAUGAACUUUUCCUCAAUUCUAGCUCUCAGUGCAUGCAUCAACUCUCAGAGAAUCAUGCUGAGAAUGGUUUACAUGCCAAUCAGCCCAAUCCAGAUAGUCUCUUUUUGAGUGGUAUCAAGCAGCGGUUGCUGUCCUUUAUCUUUCGGGGAAUAUGGAAUGAGGAAGUUGACAGAUCACAGACAGUCCAAUCAAUGAAGAAGAAGUUCUAUUUCCACUUUCAAGAUUAUGUGGACCUGAUUAUCUGGAAGGUACAGUUUCUGGAUCGUCAUCACCUGCUUAUCAAGUUUGGUAGUGUAGAAGGAGUGCUUCAAUACUCUCGAAGUGCUGAUCACCAUCCAUCAUUCUUUGCAGUAUAUAACAUGGAGACAACUGAAGUUGUUGCAUUUUACCCGAAUUCAGCCUAUGAACUUUGUGGCUUGUUUGAGCAGUUCGGCGAUCAUUUCUAUUCAGCAUCAAGAAAUUUGUUGCACUUGAAAUUUAUAUCAUCCCACUCCAAUAACAUCCAUGCUUCUGACCAACUCCGGAUCGUGAAGAAUAAAGCUAGUAGCUCUUUGCAGGUUGAAUCUUUGCUGUGCCCACCAUUGUCUGCUAGUGCUGCCAUUCACUUGACUUUUUGUUUGAUCUUUAUGUUGCUUUGGUUCCUAAUUUGUCAGUCACAAAGUCCUUCGCCCUAUUUUGACCAUUCUCUCUUCCGCUAUGACGAAAAGUUGAUCUCUGCAACAGAGAGACAUAGAACAUCUGUGGAUCAUCCCAUUAAGUUCAUUUCCAGAAGGCAGCCGUCCGUGCUCAAGUUCAAGAUUAAGCCAGGUCCAGAAGCUGGUAAUGUGGAUAAUCGAACGAGGAAGGCAUCUUCUUUCCUCUUCCAUCCUUUCCUGCCACUGGCUCUCUCCAUUCAACAAUCUAUGCAUUUCCCGCCGUCGAUGAACAUUCAUUACCGGCAAUGAAGACGAACCGUUCCUAUACUACCUGGGUUUUCAUCAUGAAACUACAUCUCCAAACGAACUGCUGCGGCUUGUUGUGAGGAAGAUGUAUAUCCUCGCUAUGUGCGGUAUUAGACAAUUACCAUCGCGUUUUUCAGAGGAAUCACACGAAUUUUCCAACGGGUUU